Messenger RNA from Branchiostoma floridae (Florida lancelet), 2559 nucleotides. RefSeq names its product cholinesterase 2-like. NCBI's taxonomy places the organism in Eukaryota, Metazoa, Chordata, Leptocardii, Amphioxiformes, Branchiostomatidae. The transcript is spliced from 6 exons. Gene Ontology annotation, biological process: choline metabolic process; acetylcholine catabolic process. The record is from RefSeq and is a predicted model, not a curated record. Gene Ontology annotation, molecular function: acetylcholinesterase activity. Gene Ontology annotation, cellular component: plasma membrane. Bases 1 to 1800 code for a protein of 599 amino acids.
AUGCGACGGCAGCCGCCAAAUGUGACGGCAGCACGAAAUGUGACGGCAGCGCCAAACGUGACGGCAGCGCCAAACGUGACGGCAGCACGAAAUGUGACGGCAGCGCCAAACGUGACGGCCCCUGCGGGAAGAAUCGUUGGGAUACAGCAGGACGUGCUCGGAACGACGGUUAACACCUUCCUCGGGAUCCCGUUCGCUACACCACCAAUAGGAGACCUGCGAUUCAAACGUGCUGAGCCCAAGGAACCAUGGGAGGGGAUAUACCAAGCAACACGAGCACCCAACGCCUGCAGUCAAGAAGUAUACGAGGAUGACUAUUAUCUGUGGGCAGUGAACACACCAGUCAGUGAGGAUUGUUUGUACCUGAACGUUUGGCAACCAACUCCCGUCCCCACCGGAGCCGCCGUGAUGGUCUGGAUAUUCGGAGGAGGAUUUCAGAUGGGGUCGUGUUCAUCUGUCACGUACGAUGGAAAGUACCUGGCGGCAACCGAAGGGGUGAUAGUUGUAGGGAUGAACUACCGAGUCAGCACACUAGGGUUCCUGUAUGCCGGUACUGAAGACGCGCCCGGUAACGUUGGUCUGACGGACCAGGUCUUGGCACUGCAGUGGGUACAGGACAACAUCGCGUCUUUCGGAGGGGAUCCUUCAAAAGUGACACUUUUUGGGGAAAGCUCUGGAGGAGUCAGCAUUGGCCUGCAUCUGAUUUCUCCUGGCAGUUGGGCUCUUUUCAGCCGCGCGAUACUACAGAGUGGGACUGCUCUAAUUGAAGCUCGAGGGGGCGGCGAUUCCAAGGCUGACGCGUAUAAUAAAACAAUGAGGUUUGCCCAAGCUCUCGGGUGUCCCACAGAAGAAGGCGAAAUGCUGGAAUGUCUUAGAAGCAUGGACGGACAACUGCUUGUGACUACCUGGGCCUUGGGGUACGAAACGUUCAAUCCUAUCAUAGAUGGAAAUUUCCUUCCACUAAACCCGCACGUUGCCUUGGACAACGGGGCGUUCAAGAAAGCAGAUAUUCUCCUUGGUUCCAACGAAAACGAGGGCACCUACUUCCUCCUUUAUGGCGGAUCACCUGGCUUCAGCGAAGACACGGAAAGUCUCAUCACCAAGGAGCAGUUUCUGGAAGGGAUCCGUUAUAACUUUCCUGCAUUCAAUGACUUUGCUGUGGACGCAUCAGCCUUUCAAUACACCGAUUGGAAGGACCUUGGCAGAAAUUCAAUGUACCGUGACGCUCUGGAUUCCCUCUACGGCGAAUUUUCCUUCAUUUGCCCGGACGUCACCACUGGUCGUGCCCAUGUCAGGAAUGGGGCAUCGGUCUACAUGUACCGCUUCGCCCACCGGGGCUCGAUCUCUCCCUUCCCGCCCUGGAUGGGAGUGAUCCACGGCGAGGAGCUACCGUUUGUGUUCGGUCUACCCCUGGAUCCAGCGUACGGCUUCAACGGGGAGGAAAAGGAGCUAUCUCGAAGGAUGAUGCGACACUGGGCGAAUUUUGCACAAACAGGAAAUCCAAAUGACAACGGCGAGAGGAUUUGGAGUGACUUCAACCAAACUACUGGGGGCUAUUUGGUGCUUGACGCGCUCCCAGCCCGAAUGUUGACCGGCCCGAGCACAGUGAACUGUGCGUUUUGGGACAACUACGUCAAACCGCUCAUAAACAAGACAGAGGCUUUAAAGCGAGGUGUGGAGAGGCCUAGUACGUGUAACAAUACUUCUGGAGUACUGGGAAACUACCACACAGGAAAACUACAGAGGAUUGUGGCGAUUUCCACACUGGUCAUCUUACAGCUGGCCACUUUGAAUGAUUAGUCUAGAUAGGCCCCCACCACUAACUUCUGUGCCCACGGCGUGUAUCUUCAGCUAUAUCUGGGGUACCUGAAACGAGGAUUAGCACGACGUGAAGUUGCUCAAAACACGUCGAUCAACACGCACAUUUCGUGUUGAUCGACGUGUAUUGAGAAAAUUCACGUCGUGCUAAUCCUCAUCUCAUGUUUCCCCUAUAUGCUAUUUUCAUGGUACAAUGUAAUUGGUGAGCUGCACUGUUUGCCUUUUGGCCACCGCAGGUUAACAUUUGCGUUCUUGGUCUUCCAUGUGCGUUUAUUGACUGCCCUAUAGUAAGUCUCAGACUGGUAACUGGUUCAUUCUAUGAAAACACAAGAUUCUAACCAUGUAUGCUGUUGUGAUGCUCUACUAUGCAUGUGUAUUAGUUUUAUGUCUUGAAUUAGAAAGAUAAAAAUGCCAUGAGGUUAACAAAGAGUAAAUAUAUAUUUCACUUGGUCCAAUACAACAUACAGGUAUAUUGGUACUGCAACAAGCUUUGGUACUGUCUUGUACUACUCGACUAUUACACAGCAUUGUUUCAAAGUCAUACGUAUACAUUCUUAUGCUCUCUCUGAAAAAAAAAAUUCCCUCAAGUUAACAGGUAUAUACCAAGUACAGUUUGAGAAAUAAUCAUGAUGUCAAUAUCCCAGAAAACAAUGUAACUGUUAAGCCCCGUUCACAAAUCAAGAAUUUAGCUCGGCCGAGUUGUCAGUGAGCUCUAAGUUACGAGGAGGUAUGACCCUGAUG